ACGCACCAAACUUGCAUUCUGCAGUCGAUUUUAUUAGUGUUUCAAAUGCAAAACAUAAAAUCAUGUUUAUAAGCGUUUGCAUUUUUUUUUAACUCUUCCAGUUCCCAAUGCUGUACAGAGCCUUUUUUCAUCAUGAAAAAUGCAUGCAAAGCCUUUUCAAGGUGCUCAGAUUGACAAAACACAGGAUGUUCCUAUCAAGCUUGUCACACAUUGUAAUGACCUAUUCAUACCUCAGACCUCUCCCACCCUUGGAAACAAAAGAUAUGUUAAUGACCAUUCACACACCUCAAAUUCCUCCU
Staurois parvus is the source of this 299-nucleotide messenger RNA. NCBI's taxonomy places the organism in Eukaryota, Metazoa, Chordata, Amphibia, Anura, Ranidae. The record is from the annotation of a GenBank genome assembly.